AUGUCAUUCACACCAUCUCCAGGCAUGGCAACCACACCUACAAUGUCUGCAACAGAGAGUCCACCACUUCAGUAUAUGUCAGAAGAUGGAGACAGCAUUGACAGAAGUGAAACCAUGAAUAUGUCCCAGCUUGAACCCUUACCUCCUGUUGAUGCCCAACCAGUGAUGUACUGUGAACCAGCCUUUUGGUGCUCUAUUAGUUACUAUGAACUCAAUACUCGUGUUGGUGAAACUUUUCAUGCUUCACAGCCUUCUAUAACAGUAGAUGGUUUCACAGACCCAAGCAAUUCAGAACGAUUCUGUCUUGGACUGUUGUCAAAUGUUAAUCGUAAUGCAGUUGUGGAACAAACGAGACGUCAUAUAGGGAAGGGUGUUCGUUUGUACUACAUUGGUGGUGAAGUGUUUGCUGAGUGCCUAAGUGAUUCAUCCAUUUUUGUACAAUCACCUAACUGCAAUCAGCGGUAUGGGUGGCAUCCUGCUACAGUCUGCAAGAUACCACCUGGCUGUAACUUAAAAAUCUUCAACAAUCAGGAGUUUGCAGUGCUGCUGUCCCAGUCGGUGAGCCAAGGGUUUGAGGCUGUGUAUCAGCUAACGCGUAUGUGCACAAUUCGAAUGAGUUUUGUCAAAGGUUGGGGAGCAGAGUAUCGCCGUCAGACUGUCACAUCUACUCCUUGUUGGAUUGAACUUCAUCUGAAUGGUCCACUUCAGUGGUUAGACAGAGUUCUUACACAGAUGGGCUCACCAAGAUUACCUUGCAGCUCAAUGUCCUAA
Molecule: messenger RNA, 771 nt
Organism: Schistocerca cancellata (South American locust)
Lineage: Eukaryota; Metazoa; Arthropoda; Insecta; Orthoptera; Acrididae
Product: mothers against decapentaplegic homolog 3-like
Exons: 1
Coding region: 1-771 (256 amino acids)
Biological process (GO): regulation of transcription by RNA polymerase II; transforming growth factor beta receptor signaling pathway; BMP signaling pathway
Cellular component (GO): heteromeric SMAD protein complex
Molecular function (GO): RNA polymerase II cis-regulatory region sequence-specific DNA binding; I-SMAD binding; DNA-binding transcription factor activity, RNA polymerase II-specific
Source: RefSeq, a predicted model, not a curated record